Molecule: messenger RNA, 810 nt
Organism: Iphiclides podalirius (scarce swallowtail)
Lineage: Eukaryota; Metazoa; Arthropoda; Insecta; Lepidoptera; Papilionidae
Source: the annotation of a GenBank genome assembly
AUGAUGAUGAUGACGACCUUGUUAUUUGCUAUGAAUGUACAGAAAAAUCUGGGAAAACUAGUGACGGCGCUUCUCCUGCUGGGUUCAGCCGCGGCGGCCGACACCAACGCCACCACGACCACGGCGAAAGCGGACGGCAACUCCACGACCACCACCACCACGACCACGACCACCACCGCAGCCCCCGCGAAAACAAAUGAGACAAAUGUUUACAGGCCUUUCGAAGGGGUAGACCCCAACGAGCUGUCAUGCGACCCCAAUGGGCAGAUAUUUCUCCUGUUGCCUCACUUCACCGACUGCACAAAGUUCUUCAUGUGUGCCCACGGUGAGGAAGUGCUGUUUGUCUGCCCCGGUGGCCUGUAUUUCGACUUUGUUCUGCAGGUUUGCAACUGGCCAAGGGACACCAACUGCAUUCUUCGCGACUCCCCUGACGAUGGCGACGUUGGCUCCGGAGAGGAGGAGUUCGACUGGCUCUCUGAUAAUGCCGAGAAGCCCUCAGACGGCUCCGUUGUCAGUCUGACGGCUGAUGACGUGUUAAACGCCGUCAGACCCAUGUCCCUGGAGACGCCGACGGCAACCGGACACAAUAUCAUCCUAAGCUGCUUCCGUGCUGACUCAGCUUCACGACAGAUCGCUUAUAAAGGUGACUGCCAGCGCUACUGGCGUUGCAUGAACGGCGUACCCCAAGUGGCUUACUGCACGGACGGCCUGUACUUCAACGAGCGAACCCAGCAGUGCGACUACGAGGCAAACGUCACCUGCAUGGUGGAGCAGGUGGACGAGUUGAAGGGCGAAUUCAUCGCCGUCAAG